This is a messenger RNA of Hippopotamus amphibius kiboko, 2501 nucleotides long. It is a transcript of the gene CATSPERD, whose product is annotated as cation channel sperm associated auxiliary subunit delta. Gene Ontology annotation, biological process: sperm capacitation; flagellated sperm motility. NCBI's taxonomy places the organism in Eukaryota, Metazoa, Chordata, Mammalia, Artiodactyla, Hippopotamidae. The coding region runs from base 57 to 2501 and encodes 814 amino acids. The transcript has 23 exons. Gene Ontology annotation, cellular component: CatSper complex; sperm principal piece. The record is from RefSeq and is a predicted model, not a curated record.
AGCGCCUCCUCGUGGCAGUUGAGGGGCUGUGUGGCAGCGGCUGCGGGCAGAAAGAGAUGCUGGUGGUGUUACUGGUGGCGGCGACGACUAUCUUGCGGCUCUGCCCGCUGGCCAGAGCUCAGCCGCUAUGCCGAAUUCGUACGGUGAGGACAGGAAAAGUGUUUUACGUCGGAGAGCAAAUUCAAGGGGGUCACCUGUAUUUUUCAUCUGGGACAACUCGCUUGGUUAAGCAUCCUUGCAAGAAAAACAUAGCCCUGUAUCUAGGAAGACAAAUUUUUCUCACGAAGGAUAACUUUGAGAGUAGUCUCCUUCCAUUUUCCAUCCCUACAUCAAUGCAGGUUGGCAUACCAGAAGUAACAUCAGCCCAUUUUGCUGGUUCAGUGUUGCUGUUAGUAGUGAAUUGGAACGUCUAUGUUUAUGAUUAUGAAGCCAAUUCCUGGAAUGCAUCUACAGGUAUAGAACACCCUGUUUCACAUAUUUCUGGUGACAACUGUUGUUACAGUGAAAAUUCCUUUUGCAUGGAUAUAAGUAACUCGGUUUUUGCUUAUCUGCAUGGAGAUCAGAUAUCUCAAACCAAUAUCUAUUUCUCAAAUACCCGGGGCUACAGAUUUCAGAAGUAUGCCCAGGAAAGACAGGCAGAACUAGUCGGAUCCUUGGGUGGGAUCUUCUACUUUCAUUCCUUGUCACAGGUUGGGCUGCUUCUUGUUGACCAACGGAAGGCUAUGUUCAGCUACUCAGACCACCCCCUGAACCACAGUUUCGGGCUGCCCUUUGACUACAAUGGGACCCUUGACACCCUCAUCGCCCCAGGCCAGAAAGGCAUCCUGAUCUUCUGGUUUGAGAAGAGCCUGCUGCUUUCCCGAAAUGCAGGUCAGCUGGUCAACCCUGUCCAGGUGCGGGAAGGACAACACAUCUUGUAUUCUUCCAUCUUUGAAGCCAACAUCACCAUCCACAGCAUUGCUGCCAAUGAAAAUGAACUGGCUGUUUUAACUCGGGAGAAUAAUUUAUACUAUGGCAGCCUGGGCAUCCUGUCGAGUUCUCUAAUCAAAUUUGCAGACCAAAACAUCUGGUCUGAAGAGGCGGUCCUGAUGUUCACUGACGUGGGGAUGCUUGAAAUACUGACCCCGCUUCCUGACAUGAUCUUUCCAGCUUUCGAUUUCCAGAAGUGCCCCGUGAACAUCCAGGCCAUUCUCAUGGAUUCCCAACUCCAAGUUGAUGUCUGCCAAGUGGAACUUCUGCAGGGAGAAUUUGAAAACAAAAUGUAUACCAUUGACAUGAACAGCGAGUUGGAGUUGACGGCCCUGAUGAUACCGCGGCCCCGCACAUCAGCAGUCCCACUGGUGACGGUGAGCAACCCUCACUCCCUGGGGCUGCAGGCUGUCAUCUACGAGGACGGCUACACCUACGACGGGAACACCAAGCACCGACUGAAUAUUUCCCUGAGGCAGCAGCACCACUGGGGCAGGGCUGACCCCAACUUCACCUCCAGCAUAAAGAGACCCACGAUAUCAACCAUCACUCUGGACAUAGCCAACAAAGAAAUUUCGUGUGUGGACCUUAAGCCACUGACGGCGCUCAUUUCAGUCGGUUGUGACCUGGAGAAGAAGAUUGUCAUUCAGAAUGAAAUCUCAGCCUGUUACAACGGCAUCCUCGACCCCGUGGCCCUUCAGGACAACUAUAGCUACAUCAUUGAGAGGGACGCCUACGACCCCAACUUCCGGGGACAGAAGGCCAUGGAGGACCUGGAGGUGCCUUACCACUACGAGAAGCUGGGGUGCCCCCUCCUUGUCUACUACGACACCCCAUGGAAGCCGGUGGUGGAGCUGUGGCGGGAAGGAAAGUUCCAGGAGGUGGUCGAGGCUGAGUACGUCCUGCUGGAGGUGAAUGGGCUGUUCACAUACACGUACUCCCUGACGGCUGACAUGGCCCUCUGCAGUUCCCAGCCACAGAACUGGACCACCAUCGCGGAGGCGGCUGGUGACAAAGGGCCCUUCGCCUGGGACCGAGAGAAUUACGUGAGCUGCCAUGACCCUGACAACAAUGCACCGUUGAGAUGGCCCAAAGUCCCGUAUCAGAUCUUGGGAGGCCCAACAGAGAACAAGGUCGUUUUCGACCAAAGGAACGGCAUCUACAUCUUCUUCAUUUCCAUUGUGGAUCCAUACUACAGCUACUGUCACCUGGAGACCACCUUCAGCGUCUAUGUGUACGGGGCCUUCCCGCUGCCCGUCUUCCCGCCAGAGGUCACCAUUCUACUGCUCACCGGGGCCACCCUGCUGUCCGUGUGGCUGGCCUACAUGACCCCGAAGCUCCUGCACACCGAGCAGGGCCUCAGGGUCAAGGGCUUCUGGACUUGGAUUUCCCCAAAUUCCGAGUCUAGGGCUCCCUCACUCCACUCUGGAGGCCUGGCACCGAAGAGGCGCCGGGGUCCCAAGGGGCCUCCCCCUGUGGCCCGAGGCCCGCUGGACAAUGGGGCGGGCGAGGGGACAGCCAACGGCCCCUGA